Doryrhamphus excisus (bluestripe pipefish) is the source of this 919-nucleotide messenger RNA. Its product is annotated as acyl-CoA-binding protein-like. Gene Ontology annotation, biological process: fatty acid metabolic process. NCBI's taxonomy places the organism in Eukaryota, Metazoa, Chordata, Actinopteri, Syngnathiformes, Syngnathidae. Gene Ontology annotation, molecular function: fatty-acyl-CoA binding. The record is from RefSeq and is a predicted model, not a curated record.
UGGCCCAUGUGCCGUUUUCUGGUUCUGCAUGACUUUGUGUGGGUUCCUAAAUCACUCUUUGGAUCUAAACCUGUCACUCCUGGCUUUCUGUUAGAAUUGUAACUGGACACCCUCCUUAUCAGUACAGUGAGGAGUCGACAUUCCUGCUUGUUGAUGUGUGAUGCAGGUACCUCCCACUUCUGGUCCACAGCAAAUCCUGAUGACAAGGUUAAAACCCGGAAGGCUGGUUCAACAGUUACAAGGUUUCCGCUUCUCUGCAGUCAUGACUACACAAUUUAACAAAGCAGUAGAAGAAGUGAAGGUGCUGAAAACACGACCCAACAGAGGCGAAUUGACUGAACUCUAUGGUCUAUACAAGCAGGCCACAGUUGGGGAUGUCAAUACAGAAGGUCCAGGGUUUCUCGACUUUGCGGGGAAAGCAAAAUGGGAUGCGUGGAAUGCAAAGAAAGGUCUGUCCAAGGACGACGCCAUGGCUGCCUAUGUGGAAUUGGUGGAAAGGCUGAAGGCACAAUAUGGAAUAUAGAAUCAUUUCUGUAUUGGAUCUUCCACCCUGACGCAUUUGGAAAGAAUAUAUUUACAACUGCGUACGCAAGUUGAAGCUCUCUUCUAAUGUCAUGGUGAUGGUACGGGAGAAGGGUGCCACUGUUUGCAAAAAAACACGAGAACCAUAGAACACAUGAAAUGAACUGCUACUUCAAAUUGAUUAUAUGAAGCUGGAAUAAAACCUUUUAAAAUAGUCUUAUUUCAGCUUCUUUUAAAAUACACUUGUGGAUGAGGUUGGGAAUGGACGCAAUAUAUAGUUGGGUCCAGAUGUAUUCAAGACCCAGCCAAAUUUGGACCCUCACAUUGGUCUCCCCAGAGCAGCUGUGGUCACCACAUCUCUCAGACUUAACUGACCCAUUAAAAGCUACAUUGGUUA